Messenger RNA from Salvelinus fontinalis (brook trout), 9030 nucleotides. Its product is annotated as shaker-related potassium channel tsha2-like. Bases 634 to 2103 code for a protein of 489 amino acids. The transcript has 2 exons. The record is from RefSeq and is a predicted model, not a curated record. Gene Ontology annotation, biological process: protein homooligomerization; potassium ion transmembrane transport. Gene Ontology annotation, cellular component: voltage-gated potassium channel complex; membrane. Gene Ontology annotation, molecular function: delayed rectifier potassium channel activity; protein binding. NCBI's taxonomy places the organism in Eukaryota, Metazoa, Chordata, Actinopteri, Salmoniformes, Salmonidae.
GUUUUAAAUGCUGUGAAUGUAACAGUCAAUAGUCCAGACUAGCUGAGCGAACGUGACAGUCAAUAGACCCGACUAGCAGCGCGCAACGGGAAGGGGAUGGGAGAAGCCGUUGGUCACAGGGAGGAAAAUACAAACAAAAAUAACCCGUCCGCAGAUGUGAGAGAAGGAAUAGCACCACCAGUAGACAAACAGGCUGAGACGAGGCACGGAGAGAGGAGACACAGAGACGAGACACGGAGAGGAGGCACGGAGAGAGGAGACACAGAGACGAGACACAGAGACGAAACACUGAGAGGAGGCACGGAGAGAGGAGACACAGAGAGAGGAGACACAGAGAGAGGAGACACAGAGACGAGACAGAGAGGAGACACAGAGAGGAGACACGGAGAGGAGACACGGAGAGGAGACACAGAGAGGAGACACGGAGAGAGGAGACACGGAGAGAGAGAGAGAGAGCGGAGCCCUUUCCAUCAUUCCACAAGUGACUGCUUGGUCUUGUUUGUCACAAAAUAGCGCGGAAGGACUAAAAACGCACGAGUAGAGGGGGGAUUGGGGGGGGGGGGGGGGAAGUACGACACGAACAAUAGCGGGGUCUUUGGAGAGAGAAGCUGUUGCCCUUUUUGGGGGAGAACCAUGACAGUAGUGCCCAGAGAGAACCACGAUGAGACCGUGGCACUAACCGCCCUGUCCCAAGAUGUGUUCGACCCGGCGGACCAGCGGACGGACCAGGACUGCUGUGAGCGCGUGGUCAUCAACGUCUCCGGGCUGCUCUUUGAAACCCAGCUGAAAACGCUCGCUCAGUUCCCCGCCACUUUACUGGGAGACCCGAGGAAGAGAAUGCGCUUCUUUGACCCUCUGAGGAACGAGUACUUCUUCGACAGGAACCGACCCAGUUUCGACGCCAUCCUCUACUAUUACCAGUCUGGCGGCCGCCUCAGGAGACCAGUCAACGUCCCCUUGGACAUAUUUAUGGAGGAGAUCAAAUUUUACCAAUUGGGAGAAGAUGUGAUCGAGAAUUUUAAGGAGGAUGAGGGAUUUAUAAAAGAAGAGGAGAGACCGUUGCCGGAAAAUGAGUUUCAACGACAGGUCUGGCUGCUGUUUGAAUACCCGGAGAGUUCUGGACCCGCCAGAGGGAUUGCUAUUGUCUCUGUUCUGGUGAUUUUAAUUUCUAUUGUCAUCUUCUGUUUGGAGACGCUGCCUGAGUUUAGGGAUGAAAAAGAGAAAAACUGGGACGCCGAGCCGUCGUUGAAUGGAACUAACAGCUCUAAAAAACCCAAUCCAUUCACAGAUCCUUUCUUCAUAGUGGAGACCCUGUGUAUCAUCUGGUUCUCCUUCGAGCUCUUCGUCAGGUUCCUCGCCUGCCCCUCCAAGCCCGCUUUUUUCAAAAACAUGAUGAACACCAUCGACAUUGUGGCCAUUAUGCCCUAUUUCAUCACCCUGGGCUUGGAGCUGGCGGAGCACCAAGGAAACGGACAGCAAGCCAUGUCUCUGGCCAUCCUCAGGGUCAUCCGGCUGGUCAGGGUGUUUAGGAUCUUCAAGCUGUCCAGACACUCCAAGGGGCUUCAGAUAUUGGGACAAACCCUCAAAGCCAGUAUGAGAGAGUUGGGGUUGCUCAUCUUCUUCCUCUUCAUCGGAGUCAUCCUCUUCUCCAGCGCAGUCUACUUCGCCGAAACCGACGAUCCAGACUCCGGCUUCAGCUCGAUCCCCGACGCGUUCUGGUGGGCUGUGGUCUCCAUGACUACCGUUGGCUACGGGGACAUGUGCCCGGUGACCAUAGGAGGCAAGAUCGUGGGCUCUCUGUGCGCCAUAGCCGGUGUGCUCACCAUCGCGUUACCGGUCCCCGUCAUCGUGUCCAACUUCAACUACUUCUAUCACCGGGAGACUGAGCACGAGGAGCAGUUCCAAUACACCCAUGUGACGUGUGGCCAGCAGCAACAACCGUCUUUUGGUGAAUUAAAGAAGAGUGACAGCCAACCAUCGCUUUCCAAAUCGGACUUCAUAGCCACGGAGGACGCCGACUCUAUCAAACAUACCAACUGCAGCCCACACAAAGCGCACUGCAGCCCACACAAAGCGUACACGGGGAAACUCACUAAUGUAUGAUUGUAGAGCAAACAGAAAAUACCCAGCAAUGGAAAAACAGGCAUAGCCUAGAAGAUAUUCAGAGAAACCAUGCGUUUCUUUCUGUGAGUAGCAUACAACCCCCAAUUCUGCGCUCUGACUAGAGUAACGUUUGACUCUCUCUUAUUUCCGGUGUAUCUGUAUCUGCUGAAGGAAUUAUUCUAAUAGAUUAAUCAAAACGUGACUCGUGAUCUCACCUGAAAACAGUCUUCCGUUACGCGCACAGCUCUUCUUCGCUUGUUGGUUGUAAACAUAAUUAAGAGGCUAUAUUUAGCCUCAUAAACAACAACCAUGAUCAACCAAUCCCCCCUAUUGUAGCACUUUAUUCAUGUUCUCUUAGUAAAGUCUAAUUGAUUCAGACUAAUCGCUUGUCCAUUUUCUUUUUCUUCCGUUUUCUAAAAGUUUACAUAUUGAUUUGCCUGUUUGGUGUUGAAGAGAUAUAUAACAUAAUAGGACCAAUUUGUCUAAAAUUACUUGAAUGAAUCUUAUACCUUCAGGGCAUUGUAAUUACUUAUUAAAACCCCAAGGUCACCCAGUGACUCUACCCACAACGCCCUAUUUAUUUACACCAUAUCCACGUAAUGCGUUUUUCCAUUAGACCGUUAGAGUGGGGUUUUACUGGGCAGCGUUGCCUGGCAGCAGACCCUCUAUCCUCUCUGUCAACUGUGAUGAGGGAACAGGCAUAACGGAGGUCUAUCCAUCCAUGCAGAGAUGCCAUUGUCUUUGAUAGUAGAGCCUCGGUGGUGCGGGUCCCUCUAGGAGCUGCGCAUCCACUCCAAUAAGUAUCUGUCGCUGGAGAAUUCACACCUUGACAAGCCAUUGAGGAGGCUAGACAUUACGCACAGCCCAUAAUUGCCCUCUAAAAUGACCACAGGCACUAUUCAAAUGAUUUAUAUGUAUGGAUCAAUAAACGAACAGCAUCGAAUCUGAAUCGAAUGAAUCAAAUAUGAUACUAUUGACAUUGUUUACAACAUUUCGUCUUUUUUAAAUUAUUUUUAUUAUACAAUCUCACCAAAACUAUAUAAGUAGGUAGGAGGCCUAUUAGCGAAUAGUGCACUAGAUAAUACUAGAUAAUAUCAAGUCUCUCGGAUGAUUCUUCUUCUUGGGAUAUUACAGAUGAAUGAAUGAAUGCGUUUAACAACUUGGCGUGGGGGUAGGAAAUGAACAGAGCGCCUUGUCGUGUUCAGACAGACGGUCAGAUGCGGAGUAUAUUUGGACCCAGAGCGCCGCUUUGUGGACAGUUCGGCAACUGCAGACGCGGUGUGGAAGCUGGUUAGUUUCUAUAGCAACCUUCCAGACUGUUCUGACAGGGGAAAUAUGUUACUGUCUGCCGUUAAACAGAACAGAGGACGGAAGGAUUGACUGACGACCUGAUUGAAGGAUGUUUUCAUUGUAACCCAAUGAAUGCUGCUACACAGCGCCCGACUUGAGUUAUGUAGAAAUAUGAUUAAAUGAUAACGAAGAAGAUUUUGGCAGCUAUGUCCGUGUCCUGGGAUGAAUGGUUAUAUAUGGUGUCGUCUAGACAGGCAGAGAAAGCAGAGACAGACAGAGACCUAUGCUGCAGGCAGAAAUGUAUUGAUAUCAGAAUCACUAGAAACCCAUAUUGUCUUUGGUUAAAAAAAACUCCCCUGACUCCGAGGCAGAAGGAUCAACAGCUUAUUGGCCACUUAUAUCACCAGCGUUGUACAAGUCACCUUGCGUUCCAGGACAACUACAUUUCAGGACACCUUGUCUUCUGAUGCCGUGUGACAUCGCAAUAUCACUUUGCUACAGUGGACUACUACCUGACCACACUGACCCCCUCCAUCCCUCUCCACCCCCCUUCUCCAUCACCAUGUCACCUGACUCCACUGACCCCCCCCCCACCCCCCUUUCCCAUCACCAUGUCACCUGACUCCACUGACCCCCUCCACCCCCCUUCUCCAUCACCAUGUCACCUGACCACACUGACCCCCUCCAUCCCUCUCCAUCCCCCUUCUCCAUCACCAUGUCACCUGACCACACUGACCCCCUCCAUCCCUCUCCAUCCCCCUUCUCCAUCACCAUGUCACCUGACUCCACUGACCCCCCCCUGACCCCCUCCAUCCCCAUCACCAUGUCACCUGACCCCCUCUGACCCCCUCCAUCCCCUUCUCCAUCACCAUGUCACCUGACCCUCACUGACCCCCUCCAUCCCUCUCCAUCCCCCUUCUCCAUCACCAUGUCACCUGACUCCACUGACCCCCCCCUGACCCCCUCCAUCCCCAUCACCAUGUCACCUGACCCCCUCUGACCCCCUCCACCCCCCUCCCCCAUCACCAUGUCACCUGACCCCCUCUGACCCCCUCUGACCCCCUCCACCCCCCUCCCCAUCACCAUGUCACCUGACCCCCUCUGACCCCCUCUGACCCCCUCCGUCCCCUUUCUACCAGCCAUGUUGUGGUGCAUCUCAGCUAAAAGAGGUGGAAUCAAAUAACCGUUGGAAUAGAUUAUGACAGACGUUAUCGCGUCAGGAAAGUACGGAUAACUAACUCAGCGCCCAAUUGGUUGGAUUUACCAGAGGAGAGGGCGGGGACCUGCUCCAGAUGACAGAUGCAGAAGCCAAUCAGGUUGGAAUCAAUAGCAAAAAACUGCAUAGACCAACAGACCCAUUGGCCAAUGCAACAGGACAGCCGACUGCUAAGACGCCUGGACUACAGUGUCUCCUGGAGAUGUGACGUGGGAAGAUGACAGCUGCCGGAGAGACAGACACAUGGAGGUGGUGAAAGAUGAGCUGUCCUCUGCCGUACGAAGCUUCCUGAAACACCCUGACUGUUUCCCAUCCCCCAACCACUGGAGACCUCCUCAGCUAACAAGCCACGGGAGAAAACACCAUCACGGUCUUUUAUCUCUGAGAGGAGGAACGGAUGAAAUACACAACAGAAAAGAUGAGAAAACAUGACUCACUGGAGUACAGGGCUCUGACAUGCCUUUCCAUUAGGUACAACUGACAGGAUGUAGAAUACACCACCUGAACAACAUCACUGACAGGAAAUAGAAUACACCCACCUGGACAACAUCACUGACAGGAUAUAGAAUACACCACCUGGACAACAUCACUGACAGGAUAUAGAAUACACCACCUGGACAACAUCACUGACAGGAUAUAGAAUACAACCAGGUGGACAACAUCACUGACAGGAUAUAGAAUACACCACCUGGACAACAUCACUGACAGGAUAUAGAAUACAACCACCUGGACAACAUCAUUGACAGGAUAUAGAAUACACCACCUGGACAACAUCACUGACAGGAUAUAGAAUACACCCACCUGGACAACAUCACUGACAGGAUAUAGAAUACACCACCUGGACAACAUCACUGACAGGAUAUAGAAUACACCACCUGGACAACAUCACUGACAGGAUAUAGAAUACACCCACCUGGACAACAUCACUGACAGGAUAUAGAAUACACCACCUGGACAACAUCACUGACAGGAUAUAGAAUACAACCAGGUGGACAACAUCACUGACAGGAUAUAGAAUACACCACCUGGACAACAUCACUGACAGGAUAUAGAAUACACCACCUGGACAACAUCACUGACAGGAUAUAGAAUACAACCAGGUGGACAACAUCACUGACAGGAUAUAGAAUACACCCACCUGGACAACAUCACUGACAGGAUAUAGAAUACACCACCUGGACAACAUCACUGACAGGAUAUAGAAUACACCACCUGGACAACAUCACUGACAGGAUAUAGAAUACACCACCUGGACAACAUCACUGACAGGAUAUAGAAUACACCACCUGGACAACAUCACUGACAGGAUAUAUAAUACACCACCUGGACAACAUCACUGACAGGAUAUAGAAUACACCCACCUGGACAACAUCACUGACAGGAUAUAGAAUACACCACCUGGACAACAUCACUGACAGGAUAUAGAAUACAACCAGGUGGACAACAUCACUGACAGGAUAUAGAAUACACCCACCUGGACAACAUCACUGACAGGAUAUAGAAUACACCCACCUGGACAACAUCACUGACAGGAUAUAGAAUACACCCACCUGGACAACAUCACUGACAGGAUAUAGAAUACACCACCUGGACAACAUCACUGACAGGAUAUAGAAUACACCACCUGGACAACAUCACUGACAGGAUAUAGAAUACACCCACCUGGACAACAUCACUGACAGGAUAUAGAAUACACCACCUGGACAACAUCACUGACAGGAUAUAGAAUACACCACCUGGACAACAUCACUGACAGGAUAUAGAAUACACCACCUGGACAACAUCACUGACAGGAUAUAGAAUACACCACCUGGACAACAUCACUGACAGGAUAUAGAAUACAACCAGGUGGACAACAUCACUGACAGGAUAUAGAAUACAACCAGGUGGACAAUGUGUCUGACACAGAUUAAACCCGGUGGACAAUGUGUCUGACACAGAUUAAACCCGGUGGACAAUGUGUCUGACACAGAUUAAACCCGGUGGACAACAAUGUGUCUGACACAGAUUAAACCCGGUGGACAAUGUGUCUGACACAGAUUAAACCAGGUGGACAAUGUGUCUGACACAGAUUAAACCCGGUGAACAAUGUGUCUGACACAGAUUAAACGCGGUGGACAAUGUGUCUGACACAGAUUAAACCCGGUGAACAAUGUGUCUGACACAGAUUAAACCAGGUGGACAAUGUGUCUGACACAGAUUAAACCCGGUGGACAAUGUGUCUGACACAGAUUAAACCCGGUGGACAAUGUGUCUGACACAGAUUAAACCCGGUGGACAACAAUGUGUCUGAUAUGGACCGGACACAGCAGCACUGCUCUGAUGACCUGCAGAGAAGAGAGGACACAAACAGACAGAGGUACAGAAGACGUUACUUGAAUCACCUUCCAGAGACAUUACAUGACACAUUAAUAAUGUAUAGAUAUGUGUAAAACCCACUGAUCGUGGUACCCCCCCCCUUUUGCUUAAUGUAUUCAACAUGACCCUGGAACAACAUACUCCUUCUAAUGCUGAGAAACAGCUGUGUGAAAAUGACAGAUAAUGACAACAAUACGACGGGGGGGGGGUUCUGUAUGUAGACGUUGAAUAAUGUAAUGUUCUGUAUAGAUAAUGCCAUCAAUAAGACGAGGUUCGGUAUGGUGACAUGGAAUAAUAUCGUGUUCUACACCAUAACAUAUUGUUGAAAACGUGGACAGCUCGUCAGGCAGAAAUAAAGACCGUAGUUUUAAUUCUGUGUCAACAAACUGUUCUAAAAAAAAAAAGACUUAUCUGUUCUUCUCGGCUCUGUUGGCUGUUGGAGUUAUUACAUUGUUAAAUCUAUAUUUUUUUAAGGUAUUAUAUAUAUCUAUAUGUUUUAUAUGAAAAGGGAUUGGUUUAAAACUGGAGAUUUUAUUUGAUAGAUUUAUAACAUCGAUUAUUUUUAUUUUUUUAUGUUGAUAAAAUGUUUUGUCUUGAUGAGAACAUGGCAGGCAGGUAGAGGGUGACAAAAAAACAAAAUGGCUUCCUUUCAAAACAAUCAUUAUUCCGUGUUCACGUGCUAAUCGGAACUUGGAACUUUCCGACUUGCUAACUGGUCGUGGUUAUACACGUGUCGCGUUCAACCAGUUAGAAAGUCAGAAUUUCCUAGUUUCCGACUAGCAAGUGAACACGACUUUAAAGCCCCGUUUUCCGGCGCAGGGAUAUGACGUCAUCAGUAUGAAUCUGCUGCAGGUGUUUUGACGAAUGUUCAUAUGUCUUUUUUUUAUCAUUUAAAUGAUUGAUUGUUUAAAAAAAAAAAAAGUGUUUUUAUCAGAAUGCUGUAUCACUGUUUAUUGAUUGAAGGCAUCUACCUCAGUGUCCGCAUCACGUUUCAUUUUAAACAGCAGCUGUAACCGCUGGGUCGUGUUCAAAUGGAAGAAAACAGGGAGGUGACUACCUUUGAGUUGUCCAAUAAGAAACACUCAUUUUUGGGUUUUUUCCCCAUGGCAAAACGGUUUGGUACGGGCAGUACAGGUCACAAAUGGCGGGAACGGGAAAGAACGGGUCGGGGUCAUAACAUAGUGGAAACGCAAAUAUUCACUUCACUGUGCUGAGUCUCUUCACGCCAUCCCACACCCACUGACCCCAUCUCCCUCCCCAGCACUGAGCCAUCUCACUGACCCCAUCUCCCUCCCCAGCAUUGAGCCAUCUCACACCCACUGACCCCAUCUCCCUCCCCAGCACUGAGCCAUCUCACACCUACUGACCCCAUCUCCCUCCCCAGCACUGAGCCAUCUCACACCCACUGACCCCAUCUCCCUCCCCAGCACUGAGCCAUCUCACUGACCCCAUCUCCCUCCCCAGCACUGAGCCAUCUCACUGACCCCAUCUCCCUCCCCAGCACUGAGCCUCAGAGGGCUGGAACAGGCUAGCCAGGUCAGAGCGUAUUACCAGCUAACUGCUCAGCAGGCUGACCACAGGGGUCUAUGUCUCUCAGUGUGACCGAACUCUCCAGCACAACAGCCGCUAGGCUAGUUAGGAGAAACAAGCUUAAUUGAUACAGGAGGGAAUCAACAGGUUCAUUGAUUCUGACUGGAGAUGAGAUGCUUUUCUUAUGAUGUUUAAAUUCAUAUGAUUGUUGAGACAUUUCCUCUUUAAUUUGUGAUCUAUUUUUUGAUGAAUAAACAUUUUUAUUAUUAUCGAUUGUAUUUACUUGGCCACCGUGGCCUUUUUAUUGCCUUUAACAUCCCUUAUCUCACCUCAUUUGCUCACAUUGUAUAUAGACUUAUUUUUCUACUGUAUUAUUGACUGUAUGUUUGUUUAUGUGUAACUCUGUGUUGUUGUAGGUGUCGAACUGCUUUGCUUUAUCUUGGCCAGGUCGCAAUUGUAAAUGAGAACGUGUUCUCAACUUGCCUACUUGGUUAUAUAUAAAGGUGAAAUAAAAAUAAAAUAAAUAAAUAGUU